CACCGGUUUGACGCAUGCGCAGUUGGUCCACUUCCUGGUUCCUAGCAGCUACACAACAAAAGCAGAAACCCUUAUGUUUUCUGGAUUUUCUUAACUGUUAUCGUAUUCUUUAGUCCCGGUGUCCACCUGUCCUUCUGUCUGGCUCUCCGUUCUGCCUCCAUGCGCGCUCCCGUCUGCGCGGCGCUGUUGGUUUGGCUGCUGCAGGAUGCGGCGACUCAUCACUUCACCGACGAGGAGAUGGGUGCUGUCAGACAGCGCAUCAAAUCCAUGUUCUACCACGCCUACAACAGUUACCUAGACAACGCCUUUCCCUACGAUGAGCUCCGCCCACUCACCUGUGAUGGACAGGACACCUGGGGCAGUUUCUCUCUGACUCUGAUCGACGCUCUCGACACUCUGCUGGUUGUCGGAAACCGAACGGAGUUCCAGCGCGUGGCAUCGCUCCUCCUGGACACCGUGGACUUUGACAUCGACGUCAACGCGUCUGUGUUUGAAACCAACAUUAGAGUGGUGGGAGGUCUGCUGUCAGCCCACCUGUUGUCGGGGAGGGCAGGGAUGGAGCUGGAGCCUGGUUGGCCCUGUUCAGGACCGCUGCUGAGGAUGGCCGAGGACGCCGCCAGGAAACUGCUGCCUGCGUUCCAGACUCCCUCCGGGAUGCCGUACGGCACGGUGAACCUGCUGCAUGGCGUCAGUCCCACCGAGACGCCUGUAACCUGCACCGCCGGUGUGGGAACCUUCAUCUUGGAAUUUGCCACCCUGAGUCGACUGACUGGAGACCCGACGUUCGAGAACACUGCUCGCCGAGCCCUGAGGUCGCUGUGGAAGACCAGGUCCGACAUCGGACUGGUGGGGAACCACAUCGACAUCCUGUCCAAGAAGUGGGUGGCUCAGGAUGCCGGCAUCGGGGCCGGAGUGGACUCGUACUUCGAGUACCUGGUGAAGGGAGCGAUCAUGCUGCAGGACGAAGAGCUGCUCAGCAUGUUCCAGGCGUAUGAUCGGGCCAUUCAGAACUACACUCGCUUCGACGACUGGUACCUGUGGGUGCAGAUGCAUAAAGGAACCGUCUCCAUGCCGGUUUUCCAGAGUCUGGAGGCCUUUUGGCCUGGCCUGCAGUCUCUGCUGGGGGACCUGGACAGCGCUGUGAGAACUUUCCAGAACUAUUACUCGGUGUGGAGGCAGUUUGGUGGUCUACCAGAGUUUUACAGCAUUCCUCAGGGUUACACUGUGGAUAAGAGAGAAGGAUACCCGCUGAGACCAGAGCUGAUUGAGAGCGCCAUGUACCUGUUCAGGGCAACAGGUGACCACACCUACCUGCAGCUGGGCCUUGACGCUCUGGAGUCCAUAGAGAGGAUCGCCAAGACGCCGUGCGGAUACGCCAGCGUUAAAGACCUGAGAGACCACCAGCUGGACAACAGGAUGGAGUCCUUCUUCCUCGCAGAAACCAUCAAGUAUCUUUACCUGCUUUUUGACCCUGCCCACUUCCUGCACGGAGGAGGGAUGGAGGGGGACGGGUCCUGGGAGGAGGGCGGUGACGCGGGGCAGUGUGUUUUAGGUGCAGGAGCAUUCAUCUUCAACACGGAGGCUCAUCCUCUGGACCCGGCGGCGCUCUACUGCUGCAGUCGUCAUGCCCAGGACCGCCAGGAGCUCUGGGAUAUCCUGCUCAGCCUAUCGCAGCCCAGAGCAAAAACCAGUGGCCAAUCAAAACGUCCAGCCAAAGAGACUCAGGACUCUCCCCACGCCCAGUCAGACAGCAUUGCUCUGAAGCCGGGAGAGAAGAGGACGCCCCCCCUGCUUUCCUGCCCUGUCCAGCCAUUCAGUGCUCGACUCGCCAUCCAUGGACAAGUUUUCACCGACAACACCUGAGACCGAACGCCGCGGCUCACAUGGGCUUCAUUCAGGGACUGAUUGGAGGCCGGGACGCAGCCCCUCAAUGGAUGAAGAGUCAGGACUUCUUUCACCAUUAUGGGAAAAAAUGAAGUUAGAAAAUGUUAAAUAUGUUUUGUUUUUGUUUUGUUUUUUAUGCGCUCCUCAGAAAAUUUUUAAGCCAUGAAGAAGCUUUUUGUAUGACUCCACACCUUCUCCUCAUUCAGUGAAUGUGGACCUGUGGACAUGCUAAUCUAGCCCAGCCCACAUCUACCCCCAUGACAUGGGAAGCUAUGAGAAGUUAGCUGAGGCUAGUAGAGGCCCUUACGCUAAUUGAGAUAUUGCUAGCUGCUUGGAUUCGACCCAGAAAUGACUAUGUGGUUGCUAGCUGCUAGCUGUUAGCUCCUAGCCUGUCUAGACUCAUGCUUUAGCAGCGGCUCACUCACCGAUCUUUGAUACAAAUGGUGACAACAGACAUGGGGAGUCAAGUCUGGGACAUGGACAUGGAUACACAUUGACUUCAGACUUGACUUAGACCUGCAAUUUGAAAUUUGUGAACAAUUUGUCUUUUAUUCUUGAUUACCUGUUUGAUCUUAUGUCUAAGGUUGUCACUUUUAUUUAAUUAAAAAAUUCUAGCGUAUUAUAGCGUAGUGUAUUAAACGCUACCAUUAAAGGCAAAAUAAGUAGCACCUAGUGUUUCAAAUCAGAACUGCAGUCGAAAGAGAAAAACACGGAGAGCGUCCCCCCCUCGGAGAGUUUCACGUAGGUUGCUGGUUUUGUCCAGCCCCUCUACAUUCAUAAAAAUACCAUAAACUGAAGUAUAAGUUUAGAAAAGCAGACCAGACAACAGAUUACUCUUUACAAAUAAAAGUGACUUGAGACUUGACUUG
Molecule: messenger RNA, 2753 nt
Organism: Melanotaenia boesemani (Boeseman's rainbowfish)
Lineage: Eukaryota; Metazoa; Chordata; Actinopteri; Atheriniformes; Melanotaeniidae
Gene: edem2
Product: ER degradation enhancer, mannosidase alpha-like 2
Exons: 11
Coding region: 160-1863 (567 amino acids)
Biological process (GO): endoplasmic reticulum mannose trimming; mannose trimming involved in glycoprotein ERAD pathway; carbohydrate metabolic process
Cellular component (GO): membrane; endoplasmic reticulum
Molecular function (GO): calcium ion binding; mannosyl-oligosaccharide 1,2-alpha-mannosidase activity
Source: RefSeq, a predicted model, not a curated record